Messenger RNA from Metarhizium album ARSEF 1941, 2046 nucleotides. Its product is annotated as MADS-box MEF2 type transcription factor. The record is from RefSeq and is a predicted model, not a curated record. Gene Ontology annotation, biological process: positive regulation of transcription by RNA polymerase II. The transcript is spliced from 2 exons. The coding region runs from base 1 to 2046 and encodes 681 amino acids. Gene Ontology annotation, molecular function: DNA-binding transcription factor activity, RNA polymerase II-specific; RNA polymerase II cis-regulatory region sequence-specific DNA binding; protein dimerization activity. Lineage: Eukaryota; Fungi; Ascomycota; Sordariomycetes; Hypocreales; Clavicipitaceae.
AUGGGUCGCAGAAAGAUUGAGAUCAAAGCUAUCAAGGACGACCGGAAUCGACAAGUGUAUGUUGAAACACCUCGCCGCUUGCCACCUCGUGUUGCCAACCCAACAACUAAUUCUGUCGUGCUUUUGCUUUGCAGCACCUUCCUAAAACGAAAAGGCGGCCUGUUCAAAAAGGCUCACGAGUUGUCCGUGCUAUGCUCGGUUGACGUUGCCGUUUUUAUCUUCGGAAAUAACAAGAAGCUGUACGAGUACUCAUCCACAGAUAUGCACCAACUUAUUGCCAAAUACCAAUUUCACGGUGCUCCCAACGAACACAAGGGCCCUUCGGAUUUUAACGGCGGCGAUGAUGACGAUGACGACGACGGCGAUGGCACACCCCCACGAAGCUAUGAAGGCUCUGAUCACCAAAUGAUGCCUCCCCAGUUCCACGGUCAUGGUCACAGUCAACCUCCGUUUGCUCACAUUCGCCAUCACACACCCUCAGCAUCACCUCCCGUGCCGAAUGGCGGGCCCUUUCAAGCACACCCGGGACAUCCAGGGCCUAGAGGCACCACUCCACAGCCGCCCAUGGGAUCAAGACCUGGUUCUAGGAAUGACGUGCGAAGAAUGGCGCCCAGUAACAUGGUGCCCCAAACUCAUGGUGCGCAUCCUGGAAUUACUUAUAUGCCCGCACCUCCAAUUUACCAAGGAUCAAAUCAGCCUGGCAUGAUGGGACAGCAACCGGCCGGACAAUACCCAUCAUAUGCACCCCAGCACCAACCACAACCCCAUCACCACCACCACCACCACCAACAGCAGCAGCAGCAGCAGCAGCAGCAGCCGCCUUACGUGGACGACAGGCGACCCUCUGCUCCGCCAGGGUAUGCUCCACAACCACCACCUCACGUAAAUCCCGUCAUCUCCCGGCCUGAGCCGUCACCGCCUCAUACCAGCAGUCAGCAACCAUUGGCGCCUCAACAUCCAGGAGCGUAUACUUCUCCCCCUUCGCAGCCUGAUCGGCGGCCUCACGAUCCUCCGCCUCCUCCGCGUGUUGAGCCCAAGACCGAACCUUUAGACCGCCAGCAAUUGGGGCCGAAUACUGACAUUGCCAUCAAGAAGCUGCCGCAAAGAAAGUCCCACAGCAUAUUUACGCCCAUCGAGGAGAACCGGUCUAUUUUGUCACAGCAUCUGGCCUCCUUUGCAAGCGAAGCUCAUGGGAUCAAGACAGAAUCGACCCGUUCUCAAUCUGUGGAUGCCUCAUCCCGUGGUGGCCCAUCGGCAUCACCACAGCUGAAGCGACCAAGUACACAAAACAGCCUCGACAAGACUCGAGCGGCAUCUGUCUCGUCAGGUCCAGAGAGCGCCUUCACUCCACCUUCAAGAUCAAACAGUCUCAAGAUUGGUGGUCCUGGCGGUGGCUCGCGACCCCGGGGCCCCCGUCUAACUGUUCAGAUUCCAGACGGGGCGUCAGAGCCAGGCAGCGCUGGUGGCGAGUCAAACUCUCCCCAUAACCCAGCGAUCACUCCAACUCAAGCCCCUCGGCCCGGCUCUGUUGUUCUUCCGCCGCCGUCUCCCGCGGCAUCAGCUCUGCUCUCCGCGGGUGCCACAGGGCCGCCGAAUCCUUUUGCUCGACCACCGCCGCAGCAAGGCGUCAACGGGGAGACACCAGUGUCGGCAUUGCCUUCACGAUUCCUCGGCCAUGAGCUUCUGCCGAGCCCGAGUAGUUUUUAUCAGGAAUGGAAUUUUCGUGGAAACGACAGCAACACGUUGCCCAGUCCACUCAACUUUGCAACGCCCGUUGUUGGCGCGGGGCCUAGCUUUCUGAGGGAUGACAACAGCCACGGCGGCGGGGCCAACAACAACAGCAGCACCACGAGUAACAACAGCAGCGGUAGCACAGCUUCUACCACGGCCAGUACCACAAACACUACAGCGACCAGCGGCACGGUGUCGACCGGUGUUGCGCUGAGAAUGGCCAAACGCAAGAGCACCGAGUUUGGAGGUGGAAGCCAAAGCGAAAGUCAAGAAGGUGCGGGGGGAGCCAAGAGACUCAAAGUCGACUACACAUGA